AUGCUUAAAGUAAGAUAUGAGAACUUUAACGAUUUAAGGAAUGAUGAUGAGAUGUUGAACAUUUCUUUUGUGGCUCAUCCAUGUUAUUAUUCCAUUUUAGAUUUAGAGGAGAGUGAAUUAUUUAAUAAAAUAGUUUAUGAGAAUUUUUGCAAGGUAGCUGAAAAGGUAGAUAUAUAUGAUAAGAAUGAAUAUCUAAGUGUAUAUAGAAGACAUGAUAAAAAAUGUCGAGAAUUACAUAUGCUAAAAAGUUGGGAGUUAUUAAAGAAUACCUAUAGAUAUAAGAUGCCUGUAAUAUUUAAAAAUUUGAAAGAUUUUGAUUUAUAUAAUAUGGAGAAGAUACCUUUUUAUUCUAUUAAUUAUAAUAAAAAAAAAAAAGGAACAAAGGAAAAUGGUUUUGUUGUACGAAAUAAGAAAAAAAUAAAUAUUAUUGAUAAGGGAAAAUGUUUUAUUUUAGAUAAUCAUAUGAUAUAUUCUAUGACACCUGAGUAUAUCGCAAAUAAUAUAAGCAAAAAUAUUUUAUUGAAUACGCACCAUAUAAUGAAAGGAAAUAAUAUAUUAAGUUUAAAAGAGGAUGAUAAAUAUGUGAAACAUCAGAAAGUUAAUGAUAAUCCUUAUUAUUUCAAAUUACGUUAUCAUUAUAAUGAUGAUGAUAUUUAUUGUAAAGAUAAUUAUUCUUAUAAGAGAAAAGGAAUUUCUCCUAUUAAGAAAAAAAGAAAGAUAGAACCCAUUUUGUAUAAUAAUAAAAAGAUGGAUUAUGAGGAAAAAAAAAGAAUUUUAAUUUAUUUAGACCCGUUUGCUGGUGCAGGAGGGAAUUGUAACCACAUGAAUAAUAUAUUUACAAUAGGUUGUGAUAUAAAUUUUUAUAGAAUAAAACAAUGUCAACAUAAUUGUAAUUUUUAUAAUAAAAAUGUUGAUUUUAUUUUGUGUGAUUUCUUUAACCUUGUUACCCAUUUUAGAAAAGGCACAAUCGACGUUAUAUUUUUUAGUAUACCUUGGGGAGGACCAAAGUAUAAGAAUAAAAAGAAUUUUGAGCUGAACACUGAAAUAAUGGAUAAUAUAAGUAUAUAUAAAUGUAUAGAAGUAUCCGUAGAACUAACGGAAAAUUUGGUUUUCUAUCUUCCACGAAAUGUAUGUAUGAAGGAAUUAUAUUAUUUGUAUGGAUAUUACAAAGAAUUAGUAAAGAAUAAAAAAUGUGUAAAUUAUGAAAAUGAUGAUAUUUAUAAAUAUGAUAGAAAAGGGGAGGGGGGAAAAAAAAAAAAAAAAAAAAAAAAAAAAAAAGAUAUUAAGUUGACAUCUAACGAUACAUAUUAUUAUGAACAUAAGAAUAAGUUGCAAAAUAGAAGUAAUAACAUAUUAUUAGAAUUAUAUAUAAAUCGAAGUAGAUGUAAUUAUCAAAAGAAGGAUGAUAAUAGUUUAAAUAAUUUUUUUUAUUUUUUUAAUGAAAAAUGUGAUAUAUAUGAUAAUAAAUUUAUUUGGUCAAAAGUUCAUAAUCUUUUUAAUAUUAAUAUUGAUCAUUGUUAUGAUAUAUUUAAUUGUGGUGUGAGGGAGAAAAGGUCUUUUGAAGGAGAGAUAUAUAAUAUAAAAGAAGAACAUGUUGAAGGAGAAUCCUUACGUUAUUGUAUAUAUAAUAGAAAUCAUGAGAACAUUGAAACGUGUGAUAAUAAAAUACAUAGUAGUUAUGAUUAUUCGUAUGUUCAGGAUGAGAAGAAAGAAAUAAAAGAAAAAGGAGAAUAUUCAAUUAAUUAUUCUUAUUCGAAUGAUGGAAAUAUAAAUUAUCCUUCUAAUAGGAAUAAAAAGAAAAAUAAUAAUAAAAAUAAAAAAAAUAAAAUAAAAAAUAAAAAAAAUAUAUGGGCGUGGCAUAAUACAUGUAUGGUUUUAUACCUUGGUAAUAUAUCUACAAAUAUUAGAAAUAAAAAAAUUAUAAACAUGAAAGAUGUGUAUUAUAUUGAUAAGACCUUAUCAAAUAUAUUAAUAGAUAUAGAAAUUGGCAAAAGUAAAUAUGAAAAUUUUUUUUAUUCAUAUCAUAAUUUGUUUUUUGGUGAAAAAAAGAAACGUUUUUAUUGUAUAUAUAAAAAUAAAAAAAAAUCAUUUAAUAAUAAAUUAUAUAUAAAUAAAAAUGAGCUAAUAGAAAAAUACUUGAUUAAUGAAGAGAACAUUUUAUAUAUAAAUAUUUUUAUUAUGAAAAAAUUAUAUCAUAUAAUUGAAAAAAUAAUAUUACUUUUUUUUAAUAAUUUAAAAAAUAUGAUGGGUUAUGAGAAAAUAAGUUUCUUAAAUAAAAUAUGUAUACACUUAGAAAAUAUAUAUGAUAAAAUCUUGACAGAAAAUAUAGAUAAACAUAUUGAUAUGAAGAAAUAUGAAACGUAUAUUUAUAAAGAUGAUGAAAAGAAAGGACAAUUAUUUUAUAAACAUUUGGUUGAAUAUUUUAAUAUUAUAAUAAGAAAAAUUAAGAAGGAGUUUAUUCUUUUGUUUAGUAUAUAUUUAUAUGAUAUAUCAUUUUUAAGAUAUUAUUUUAGACACAAAAAUAUUAAUAUAGAAAAAAAAAAAAAAAAAUUGUCUACACAAGGUUUAAAAAAAAUUCAUUAUAAUAUAAUAAGAAUAUUAUUUAAUUUAUUAUUGUAUAUGAAAAUUUAUAUGAAUAUUGUAACUAAUAAUAUAAAAUUGGAGCCUUAUUUUAAUCAACAGUUUAUUAUAGAUGAUAUGAAUAUAGACCAUAUACAUAAGAAUAUUAUAAAUAGAUGUUCUUCUAUUUAUUCUUUGAGAAAAAAAAAAAACAGAAAUUAUAAUUUUAGAAGAAAUAAUAUCACGUCAUAUGUGAGUUGCUUUAAAAACUUUAUAAAAUAUGUAAUACGUAUAUGUAUUAAUUUAGAGUUAAAAAAAAAUAAUGAAGAAGAAAGAAUAUCUAUGAAAAAUAUGAGUAAUUUUUUUUUUCGUUCUUUAUUUAAUGUUGAAAGGGUUGAUAUACUUAUAAACAAGCUAAAUAAUAAUAUGAAUAAUAAUGAGGAGCAGGAGGAUAUAAAAUAUUAUAAAUAUAAUUUAUAUUUGUUAUUAAUUCAUUUUUUUACAAAACAAUUUUUAUAUAAUAGCCAUGUUAAUACAAAUCUGGAUUAUUUUAACACCAUCCUUUUCUUUUAUUUUAAUCAGAUAUAUAAUUUGUCAAAAUAUCAAGAUGGGUACAUAAAUAUAUUUGUUCAUUUUCUGAAUAAUUUUUUGUAUAAAAAUUUUUUCCUAAAGAUAACAUGA
Molecule: messenger RNA, 3240 nt
Organism: Plasmodium falciparum 3D7
Lineage: Eukaryota; Apicomplexa; Aconoidasida; Haemosporida; Plasmodiidae
Gene: TGS1
Product: putative trimethylguanosine synthase
Biological process (GO): 7-methylguanosine cap hypermethylation
Molecular function (GO): methyltransferase activity
Source: RefSeq, a predicted model, not a curated record